This is a messenger RNA of Mercurialis annua (annual mercury), 1799 nucleotides long. RefSeq lists its product as uncharacterized. The coding region runs from base 53 to 1660 and encodes 535 amino acids. Lineage: Eukaryota; Viridiplantae; Streptophyta; Magnoliopsida; Malpighiales; Euphorbiaceae. The record is from RefSeq and is a predicted model, not a curated record. Gene Ontology annotation, cellular component: plasma membrane; plastoglobule. The transcript has 11 exons.
AAAUGUUUGUCAGUACUAGACCCAGGAAGAGAAGCAAAGCAAAGUUGUGCAUAUGGCGAUGAUUUCUGUGUCGUCGCUAUUGAGAGGAUUGCUGAAUCCGUGUCCUUGUCCUCAGCUGUGUGUAGCAAGUUAUGGACCCAGGAAGCUUCAUUUCCGGUCAAAGCUUUUUGCUAGGUAUUCACCUGCACAGGAUCGUUUCUCUUCGCGACUUCAAGACAGUAUUGAAAACUUGCCCAAACUUGUGGAGGAUAUCAUCCAGACAUCUAUCAGCACAGGUCCUCGUGGACCCUUAAGGCUAGCUCAAGGCAUCCAAGCUGUUCUUGGAGUUGGUAGCGAGUGGCUGGCAGAUGUCUCACAGUCAACAAAUUCACCUUCUGGAUUGACUACCCAAUCGCAGCUUGGAUUACUUUCUCCACUAUAUCUGAGGAAAUUGUUUGAACGUAUGGGAGCAACCUAUAUCAAAUUAGGUCAGUUCAUAGCUUCUGCACCAACAAUAUUUCCACCAGAAUAUGUUGAAGAAUUUCAGAACUGUUUCGAUAGAGCUCCAGCAGUACCCUUUGAAGAAAUUGAAGCCAUCCUGCGCGAGGAAUUAGGAAGGCCAAUAGAAAGUGUGUAUGAGUUUGUUGACCCGACACCAAUUGCCUCAGCCUCAAUAGCACAGGUUCAUGGGGCUAGACUUAAAGGUACUCGAGAAGAUGUGGUUAUAAAGGUCCUGAAACCUGGAUUGGAAGAUAUAUUAGUGGCAGAUUUGAACUUUGUGUACAUUGUUGCUCGCCUGCUGGAGUUUUUAAGCCCUGAACUCAGUCGAGCAUCGCUGGUUGCUAUUGUCAAAGACAUAAGGGAAUCCAUGCUUGAAGAAGUUGACUUUUAUAAGGAAGCUGCAAAUGUUGAAUCAUUUCGGAGAUAUUUAGAAGCUAUGGGACUUACAAGGCAGGCUACUGCCCCAAAAGUCUAUCAGCAUUGCAGCACCCGGCGAGUUUUAACCAUGGAGAGGCUUUAUGGAGUACCUCUUACUGACCUGGACUCCAUAAGUUCACUUGUUGCUAGUCCAGAGACCAGUCUUAUAACAGCCCUAAAUGUUUGGUUUGGUAGUUUGCUUGCAUGUGAAACUUUCCAUGCAGAUGUACAUGCUGGCAAUUUGUGGCUAUUACGUGAUGGACGUAUUGGGUUCCUAGAUUUUGGUAUUGUGGGGCGCAUAUCUCCCAAAACUUGGGCUGCUAUGGAAGUCUUUCUGACAUCAAUUUCUAGUGAAGAGUAUGAAUCAAUGGCAUCUGCUUUGAUUGAAAUGGGGGCUACAGACAAGGAUGUUGAUGUUAACGCCUUUGCUCGAGACUUAGAAAAAAUAUUUUCAUCAAUACAGGAACUCGAUACAGAAUUAGUUGUUGCAACAGCAAGAGACGCUAAUACAAGAGCAACCGCUGUUUCUGCCAAUGUACUUGUUGAUGAAAGGCAAAUGAAUGCAAUUUUUCUCGAUGUGGUUCGUGUCAGUGAAUCUUAUGGACUCAAAUUUCCAAGGGAGUUUGCCCUUCUUAUGAAACAGCUUCUUUAUUUUGAUCGCUAUACUCGGUUGUUGGCCCCUAACAUGAACAUGCUUCAAGAUCAGAGGAUUACAGUUGUUUCAAAUGGACGAAGCAGAAACAGCAGGGAUAACUUCAAAUGAAGGUUGCAUAUGCAGGCACCAGUAGCUUUGUUUUAUUCCAUUUUGUUUUACUUUGUAAAUACAACAAAGUGAAUUGGAAUGCACUACACUCUUUAGAAGCCAUUCACAAAUAGGAAAUAUAUAAUACCCAGUUUGCCUA